This is a messenger RNA of Endocarpon pusillum Z07020, 1056 nucleotides long. RefSeq lists its product as uncharacterized. The transcript has a single exon. The record is from RefSeq and is a predicted model, not a curated record. Bases 1 to 1056 code for a protein of 351 amino acids. NCBI's taxonomy places the organism in Eukaryota, Fungi, Ascomycota, Eurotiomycetes, Verrucariales, Verrucariaceae.
AUGCCUGACGGACGUGAUCGUUGUCCUACAAUAUUGCCAGCGCCACAUCCUGGGACCCGUGGGUCAACGUUCGUAGACCCAAGAGACGUGGGUAUUGAUCCGGACACAGGGAUUAGUACGAAUACCAACGCGCACAGCGACCCAACCCCAGCACGCAGGAGUGCUCGGCAAAGUCGACGGUCAGCCAAAAGUAGCCCUUCUGCAGGAGCGGGUCCAUCAACAGAAGCGGGUUCUUCAACAAGAAUAGGUCUAUCAGCAGGAGCGAGUCCACCGGGCGCAGCGGGACCAUCAGGGGCAGCAAGACCACAGCCAGCACUACCCGACAUUCCAAGACGGCUACACAGAAAAAAAGCUCGUACUAGGGCGGAACCGUCACCAGGAGCGGGACCGUCAGGAGCGGCAGAGCCACAGCCAGCAAUACCCAUCAUCAUCCCCACGCCCCGACCAGGUCGUCGUAAGCGUCGCCCAGAGGGGCCUGCCAUUGUCGAACGCCCGCACAGUGUACCCCAGCCUGGUCUAGAUGAGCCGAUCGAAAGAUCCCCUUCAGUAAAAGCGCGUAGCCAGCACCGUGCUCCAGCCAGCGGAUCGACCACUCCGCUCCUACCCGCAUACACGAGAGGUCGGCCCGCAGACCCUUCCAGCCGCUGGGAAUCUAUGCUCGUUGAACAAGCGCAAGAGGAGGAAAAGAUAUUGGAGAAGACGGUGGUAGAGUUCAUCCGGCUCGAUAAAGGCCAGCCGUCGUUGGAUCCAGCGUAUGAUGGCUUGAACUGGGGCGAGACGUUCAACGCUGCUUCCGCGACUUUGGAGCAUGCGAUGCGUAAGAUUUUGUAUUAUGAACGGGAACUUCGCCUUUUGGGCGUCUCUACGCGUUCUCCGGGCCCGGACAGAUUUCGACUUCACCGUAUACCGUCUCGCCUGCAUCUGCCUGCUCGGGGAGACCGUGGGCCUUGCGUUGAGUAUCGCAGACCUAGGAGCCCGGGAGGUGAUAGGGGUGCUGGUGCUGGUGCUGGUGCUGAUGGUGGUAUUGUUGGGGGUGGUGCUGCUGGUGCUGGGUAA